This is a messenger RNA of Oppiella nova, 1845 nucleotides long. Lineage: Eukaryota; Metazoa; Arthropoda; Arachnida; Sarcoptiformes; Oppiidae. The record is from the annotation of a GenBank genome assembly.
AUGGAUUUGUCGACUCAAAUGAAUGCCAUGAAUGGGUCGACGAAGAAGACCAGUAUCUGUCGCUACUUCGCUUCGGAUGGCAUUUGCUUCUAUGGCAGUGACUGUCAGUUCUGGCACAACCAGUCCGGCCACCCAUCGGGUCACCAGUCGGGUCACCACCAGAACCACAAUCAGAACCACUCUGCGUCCCGGUCUUCACUGCCGCCACAGAUGGACGCGUCCACACACUUGCCCUCCGAGUCGCGACUGCAGACAUAUAUGCAUCAAAACAAUGGCAAUAAUGGCAACUCUUAUUACCCGAACGAGUCAUCCAUGUCUUCACUGCCACUCAAUGCUCUGACCAUCGAUUCACACAACACUCGGAUCGGUCGCAAAGGCAUCACUUCAUCCAAUACUCAUUCAUCGAGUUCUGCGCCAAUCGUCGCACAACUGCAGCAAACGACACAACAAUUGAUUCCCAAUUACUUCAUGACUGACGCCAUCCGACAAGAGUUGAUCCGAAAGCUGAAUGUGACGCAAGAGAUGGCUUCCAAUGACAUGUACUUAGAGUUGCCUCAAGUGGUGGACGUAUACCACGAUUUGGUGCCACUCGAGGCCUCCAUAUCGAGCCCUUCGACGACAUUCAAUGACAUGAUAUGCAGUGUCUUCAGAGCGACGAACAGCAAAAACGGUGAGCACUUCUGCUUAAGACGUCUGCACUCGUUUCAGCCCAACUCAUCCAACGCUAAACAGAUGAUAGCAGCCAUCGAGUCGUGGAAGAAGUUGUUCCACUCGAAUGUCGUCCAAUUGAGACAAGUGUUUACCACCAAAGCGUUCGGCGAUAACUCAUUGAUCUUUGUCUACGACUACCACUCGAUGGCCAACACUCUGAUGAGUCAUUACUUCUCGCACUCUUCCAAUACAUCCAGUUCUUCGAAUUCAAUGAACGGCUAUUCGACGUCUUCGCGACCAUACAGUCAACAGCAAAGUCAACGCAAACUACUACCGGAGCCCUUGAUUUGGAACUUCAUUAUCCAGAUAUCGUCGGCAUUGCGAGCCAUUCACUCCUCAGGUCUGUCGUGUCGAGCAUUAGAUCCAACCAAAAUCAUCAUCACAUCUGGCAGUGGGAGUACCGGUGCUAACAAUUCUCAGGAUUAUCCGCGCCUUCGACUCAGCGGUUGUGGAGUUUUCGAUGUCUUCACUAACGACUCAUUUCUCAACACAAAUAACCCGAAAGUAUUGGCCCAACACUUCCAACAGGAAGACCUGUUAGCGUUCGGCAAACUCUGUCUCGUGUUGUCCACAAACAACAUCUCGUCGGCCGCACAGCGCGACAGUUGGCAGACAUCGUUAGACCUGAUCUCGCGGUCCUAUUCGCCAGACUUGCGAUCUUUGAUUUAUUACUUACUCUCGUAUAACAGCAGUUCCGGUACAACGCAUACCAUCAAUGAUAUCAUGCCUAUGAUUGGCGCGCGUUUCUACACACAACUCGACUCUCUCUACCAGAGGGACGACUCCCUCCACGACGACCUCCAGAAGGAACUGGACAACGGACGGGUCCUCCGACUGCUCGUCAAAUUCGGAACCAUCAACGAGAGGCCCGAACUCCAGUUGGACCCCAACUGGUCCGAGACGGGUGACCGUUAUCUCCUCAAACUCUUCAGAGAUUACUUAUUCCAUCAGUUGGCAGAUGACGGCCAUCCGUGGCUUGAUUUGGGACAUAUUGUCUCCAAUCUCAACAAACUGGACGUCGGCUCACCCGAGAAGGUAUGUCUCGUCUCACGCGAUGAACAGAAUAUUCUCAUCGUUUCAUUCGCCGAACUCAAGCGCUGUUUCGAGUCAUCACUCAAUGAAUUAAUGAUUUAA